Peronospora matthiolae is the source of this 483-nucleotide messenger RNA. The record is from the annotation of a GenBank genome assembly. Lineage: Eukaryota; Oomycota; Peronosporomycetes; Peronosporales; Peronosporaceae.
AUGGCCGAAGAGAUUGGCACUUUGCGAUCCCUGUGCUCGCGUUCGACGAGGUCGUUUUCCGACGGCCCUUCUUCGAACGCAGCGGGUGGGUCUCGUUAUAUUGCUCGAAGAGACCCGGAUAAUCAGCAAUCAGCUGGGCACGAGGCUCAUAGCUGUCCCAGGUCGGUUGGUCGCCUCACCAGCGGACGAGGUAACUCGUCCGGACGCCAUUCACGUCGCGGUGGUUCAGGAUACGCUCCACCAGAAAUCGUUUACCACCGCCAGAAUCCACCAAAGGAUGUGGUUGUGGCGGGAACACCCGAUCCGGCUCGAGGGUCGGAUCAGCUUGAUGAUCAGGAACUGAACCGUGUAACGGAACAGCAACACGAUAAACGGGCUCAUGAACGGACUCGGCGUUACGAGCUCCAUGACCUUGUAAAGGAUAAUUACAAUUCCUUCGCGCACGAUCGUUCGGACGAUCGUGCCGCAUUUACGUUUGAGUAA